CCCCCCUGAAACAUCUCAUUGUAUUAUUGUUUAUCCCGUGGACAGCCAAACCCACAUAUCCAAACAAUUAAAAGUAAUAUGAUAAUCAUAUUUCAUCAUUUGCUAAUCAUAUGAACCUCCAACUAUAUGAAAAUUUCAACUGAAUCAUUCAAAAUUAACAAUAAAUCAACCAAUACAUUCAUUCUCGUCACAGACAAAACAUAGAGAGACAAACAUGGAACGGUAAUAGAAUUACUAGAUGAGUUUGAAAGGAAGAGGCCAUGGAGUGGACCUAGGGACCUCCAAUUUGUCCUUGAUGCGUUCGAUCUUCUUCUCCUUCUUAGGCCUUGAGUUUCCGAACGAUCCUUUGAACCGCUUCCCCUUCUUUGUCUUCUUAUCCCCUCGGCCGCACAGGACCGGCGCUUCUCCCAUCGCCGAUGUGCUGCGGCUAACUGAAGACGACUGUGACAAAUACGAAAUCCGCCGUUCCGAUGCGACCACCAACCGCUUCGCCGCCGUGCAGCACCAGACCGCCGCCAUUGCGUUUUACCCCAAUCUUAAACCCUAGAGUUCUGGAGACGGCUGAUUCCAGCGAGUUAGUGGGUUUUUGGAGGGGUUUCUUUUGGAAGCUCCACACUCUUUGACUCGGAUCUGAUUGGGGGAGCCGCUUGCUUCUUUUGAGAUUUCUAAGUAAACGAUUGUUUUCGCGUCUAAAGUAAUUUCCCUUUCUUUUUUUUUUUUUUUGAAGAAA
This is a messenger RNA of Cuscuta epithymum, 730 nucleotides long. Lineage: Eukaryota; Viridiplantae; Streptophyta; Magnoliopsida; Solanales; Convolvulaceae. The record is from the annotation of a GenBank genome assembly.